Molecule: messenger RNA, 453 nt
Organism: Quercus lobata
Lineage: Eukaryota; Viridiplantae; Streptophyta; Magnoliopsida; Fagales; Fagaceae
Product: L10-interacting MYB domain-containing protein-like
Exons: 2
Coding region: 1-453 (150 amino acids)
Source: RefSeq, a predicted model, not a curated record
AUGGGUAAAAACAACACUUCCAACUCCGAGGCAAAAAAAACAAGAGUAGUAUGGGUAGAUCCAAGUUGGACAACUACUUUUUGUAACCUUUGUGUGGAAGAGAUUGAAGCUGGGAAUAAGGGAAUCUUUGCUGCCUUAAGUGCCAAAGGUUGGAGCAAUUUGGUAAUCAAAUUUCGUGAUGAGACCGGUCUAAACUAUGAUAAAGAACAAUUAAAAUAUAGGUGGGAUGUAUUAAAAGCAGAUUGGAGAGUGUGGGAAAAAUUGAAGGGUGUUGACACAAAUUUAGGUUGGGAUGCAGUGAAGGGAACAAUUGAUGCUAGUGAUGAUUGGUGGGACAUGAAGUUGAAGGAAGUACCCAAAGCUUCAAAAUUUCGACAUAAAGGUCUACAGAAUCUACAACAACUUGAUAGAAUGUUUAGGGAUGUUGCAGCAACUGGAGCAGAACUCAUGUAG